Molecule: messenger RNA, 510 nt
Organism: Echinostoma caproni
Lineage: Eukaryota; Metazoa; Platyhelminthes; Trematoda; Plagiorchiida; Echinostomatidae
Source: the annotation of a GenBank genome assembly
AUGGCCCCUCGAACACAGCAAUUGCCUCUCAAGGAUUCGCCGAUGACGGGGAACAACGAAACCUCGUUGGCAUUAGUCCUCGAGGACUACGAGAUAUUCGAGGCUGAGGCUGCAGAACUCAGUAUUGAGGAAGUUGAUGAUUUCUCAUCCUCGUUGUUGCUAGAUGUGGAAAAUCCCAGCGGAAACGGGAAUGGCUACGGUCACGAGAUUUCUCCCCUUUUCUGGCCUGAGCAGCUACUUGCCUAUACAGAUGCCCCGGCUUUGGUAAACGCCGUCAAUUCGGAUUUGACCGUUUUGUGUAACCAUCUCAAUCAAACCAGGUCGCUUCAAGUGGUUCCGUGUGAUCAAGCUCCCGAAUUGACCACUUGCCGGCUCACUUGCUGUCAAGCUGGCGUUGAAUGGUUUACCACUNCCACUCAUUUGCCCUCGUGCAAUACCGGGACUGAUCCAUCCACAUCAGUGAAUUCACCUGUGCGUAGGCGCACACAUGCGGGCAAUGAGGCCCUCUAA